Messenger RNA from Paramecium pentaurelia, 657 nucleotides. Lineage: Eukaryota; Ciliophora; Oligohymenophorea; Peniculida; Parameciidae. The record is from the annotation of a GenBank genome assembly.
CAAUGGCUUCCUAAAAUAGACCACCUUAAACUCGUCAAUUGAACAAACCAAAAUGUAUUUGUAUAAGUUUAACCUACUAGUUGACAAACUCAGCGAUGUCAAACCAGGAAUUCAUGGAUAUAAUACCUUCGUCAAAGUAAGAAUCAAAUAUCUAUAUCCUAGAUUGAAGAAAUCAAAAAAGAAUAAAUUAAAAGAUAUGAUGGUUCACUUUUGGUUGUUUCUGAAGGUUUGGCCGGAGAUGAUACAGGAGUCAUUAGAUUCAGAGUUGUUGGAGAAUAUGCCAAUAUUCUUGAGAAAGGUAAAUGUUAUGCAUGGAGAAACGGAUUGUCUGAAGUCGUUUAAGAAAGACACAGACUCUCACUUGAUUAAUUUGGACGCAUAACCCCUGAAAAAGUAAAUUAAGCAAUUUAUUUUUCAGGAUGAUUUAGUUGUUGUCAACUAAAAUGGCAAGAAAUACUCUGAUAUUGAAUAUGUGAGAAAAGAUGCCAGACCAAAUACAAACAGAAGAGACAAUAGAGACAAUAGAGACAAUAGAGAUAACAGAGAUAAUAGAGAUAACAGAGACAAUAGAGAUAACAGAGAUAACAGAGAUAACAGAGGAUAAAGAAGACCAUAAGGUAAUAGACCCAGAGGAGGAAACUAAAAGAGAGAUUGAGU